AUGGAAACAAUAUACCCAUUACAAGUCACGUAUUGUCCUAUAUGUACACUACCAGUGGAGUACUGUGAAUAUGGACCUGAUUUCAACGCUUGCAAGAAGUGGAUUGCCAAUAACUGCCCUGAGGCUUAUCCUGAGCUAGCUGAAGAAUUUGAAAAAAUUAAGCUUGGUGAGGAGCCUGCACCAAUUGAAGAAGCGAAAGCUCCAGUACAAGCCCCAACUAAAAAGGUGAAGUUUGAAGGGAUUUAACUUAACAUAACUCAAUUAUGACUAUAGAAAAGCCUUCAAUAGGCUUGCAGGUCUCAUUCACCUUCUUAUUUUGCUCCACCGCUUGUUUUUUAAUCCUAGCACGACCUCUCAUGGUCUCGCUACUCACGGCUUGCACUCACCACCCAUGAGUCAUGUCGCACUCAGCCUCAGGAAAAUUUAAGAAACCAAAUUUUCUGGUCACCUUUUGGCCAAAAUGGAAGCACGUACCCAUGACGAAAACGCCUGGUAUCGUCUCGGAAGUAAUCCCAAUUGGCCAGAAGUAACCUCACUUGUGCUACUAGCCUACCUUUUCCAACUCCGCGUCCAAUCUUACACGAGGUAAAUCCUUGCGCUUCGCCAAGCCAAGCAAAAACUAGCAGGAUAUAAUUACUGAACCCUAUCUUCUUCUGCAAGGUCCCUAACAGAUACUAAGAAGGGGGUAGGCUCGCCAUAACAUUUUAAUAUAUGCAAAGUUUAAAGGGCCAAAACAAGUGAAAAUUGCAUUACUUAAAAGAGGAGCAACAAAAAACAUUACUGCUAUUUCGGGACUGAAAGAUUUUGGAAUUGAUCUCAAGGCUGAGGCUAAAAAUAUUACUCCCUUAUUUGUUUGUAAUAACUGGUUUUUUAUCUUUUAUAAUUUUCUGAAACAACCUAUUUUUGAUUAAAAGUUAAAGAUAGCAAAUAAAACAAUUUAAAAAGCUGCUAUUUUAAAGAGCCUAAAAUUUUAGAUUUUAGAAAACAGAUUUUUUUAUUAAAGGAGGAGAGUCAGAAAAAAAUUUGCCUGUGGGUGUAGCGUAGUUGAUGAUAGCAUUGAAUUGCAAGGAAACUCAGUCAACCAAGUUUAUGAUCACUUAAGUGAGAUUUAUCCGGACAUGAAGCUUGUGAUUGAAGAAGAAGGUGGGAAAAAGAAAGUCAAUAAAGGAAGUAAAAAGUAA
Blepharisma stoltei is the source of this 1181-nucleotide messenger RNA. Lineage: Eukaryota; Ciliophora; Heterotrichea; Heterotrichida; Blepharismidae. The record is from the annotation of a GenBank genome assembly.